This is a messenger RNA of Salpingoeca rosetta, 2000 nucleotides long. RefSeq lists its product as uncharacterized. Lineage: Eukaryota; Choanoflagellata; Craspedida; Salpingoecidae. Gene Ontology annotation, molecular function: microtubule binding. Gene Ontology annotation, cellular component: centrosome; intraciliary transport particle B; ciliary basal body. The transcript is spliced from 14 exons. Gene Ontology annotation, biological process: regulation of microtubule cytoskeleton organization; cilium assembly; intraciliary transport. The coding region runs from base 282 to 2000 and encodes 572 amino acids. The record is from RefSeq and is a predicted model, not a curated record.
UUCGGCUAACGACCACCAACCAAACAACCAUCAACGACACAACACCAGCAGCACCACAACUUCGAGCAACCAGCGAGCGACUUGUUUGACUUGUUGGACUUGUCGGACUUGCUCGCUCGCUAGCAAGCUAGCGCUGUCACGGAUCUUGUUCAACUGCGACGCAAACACACACACACACACACACACACACACACACACACACACACACACAAAGCUGUGAACGCAUCAUUGGUUGUCUCGGCUGGUUUGUGACGAAAGCGACCUGUUUUGCAACCAUCACCAUGAGUGACGAUGAGGCGCUGAACGCGGCCGUGGAAGAGACCAUCGCCACGCUGGGAAAGGUCAUCAAGCGACCACCGUUGACGGCAAAGCUGCUGAAGAAGCCUCCCUUUCGCUUCCUCCACGAUGUGGUCACAAACCUCAUGAAGUCCUCUGCAUUUCUCGAGGGUCUCUACGCAGCAGACGAGAAGGAUUCCGGCAAGGUGAAGGAAAAGGAAGCCAAGAUAACCUUCUUGCAAAAGGCCAUUGACACAACCGUCAUGGCCACAGGCAAAUCCCUCAAGGCAAGGCCAAGCAAGAUUGUCGCAGGUCGUGAUGCCGUACACACCAACGAAUGGCUCCAAGCCAUGGCACAUGCUGUCCUCGAAGAGGUGGACUCAACAGAUGCAGUUCAGCGUGUGCUUGCCGGUGAACGACCAAAAGGGGACAAGUCGAGCCGGGCGAGCAAGAGCAGCAGCAAGUCGGCUGCCAAGAAAAAGCCCUCGCGUGAGAGCGCAAGCAGCAAGACGGACGACGAACGCCACCGCUCCUCCCGCGCUGCCUCCGCCCGCUCCGCAACCAAGGGCGGUCGUGAACGCACGCGCGACAAAUCGGCACGUGCAGACAGACAGCCGUCGGCACGCGGCACACGCGACCGCCGCUCUGCUCGCCGCGAACAAGAGGAGCAGGAAAUGGAGGCGGAGCAGCAGCAACGGCCUCAUCGCCCCGCAACGCGUGAUGGCUCGCGGCCACGGGAACAGCAGGAGCCGUCCAGGCCAGAGCCCGAGGAACACGACGACACAUCAGCGGCAGAACAACAGCAGCAGAUGCAACAGCAAGAGGAACAACCCGCACAGCCGCAGGCACAAUCCCAGCCAGAGCAGCAGCAACAACAACAACAGCAAGACGACGACAGCAGUGAGCGGAGUGCAGCAGCUGCUUCUGCCAGCGUGGACCGUGAACCUUCUGCAACCCUUCCUGACGCCCCGCUGCCCGGAAACGUUCAGAAGGCCGUGCGACGACGUGAGCGCCCGAGCAGUGCUCGUCCCGCACCGCCGCGCAUCCGCCGGCCCGGCUCCGGCCUCGACGAUACAAUCAGCAGCAGGAAUGCGUCUGCCCGCGACCACGCGCCAGCGGUGAAUGUGAUCACUGCGACCCACGGCGCCGAUGACGAAGACGAUACCUUUGUUGUCUCGGACAAGCCGGACGAAAUGCCCGAACAGCCACAGGAUCUGGGUCCUACGUCGUUUGGCGGCGAUGAGCAGCAGGACGACGACGGCGAACAAGGCGCCCUCAUGCGAAAAAUCAUGGCCAAGAAGGCUGAAGAAGCCAAGGAUGCUGCGGGACCAGCAGGCGGUCAGCAGGAGGACAACUUGCAGAGAAGGAUUGACCGACAACAAACAGAGAAGGAGAUUUCAGACCUGCGGUCAUCAAUCCAGGCACUCUGUCGAUCAACAAACCCACUUGGUCGCGUGGUGGAUUACAUCCAGGAAGACGUUGACAGCAUGAAGAAAGACCUGCAGUCGUGGAAGGAGGAGAAGGAAUCCCUCACCUCAAAACUCGCAGAGGAGGAAGCCAAGGUGCAGAGUUCGCUGGCACCACUGCGUGCGCAGUUGAUGGAUUUGGAGCAGCAGGUGGCACAGAAGCACUCGGUCAUCCUUGCACUCAAAGCCAAAACGAUUGAAAACGACGAAAAGAUCCAGGUGUGUGUGUGUGUGCAGAGAAGGAGGUGGGUGGUGUGA